GGGAUAUUCCCGUCAUUUGCGGCGUGGCAUUUCGGCCUAUAAAGUCCCCUCCUCCCAGUCCCACCACCUCUCUCUCAUUUCUUCCCGUCACGAAAAGAAAAGAAAAGAAAAGAAAAGAAAAAGGUAGAGUCGAGAAUUAUGAAGUGGCUUGUCGUCGUCUCCCUUGUGGCGAUUAUUACGUGUUCAUUCUUCCCGGCUCCCGGGCAUUGCCGGAGUCAGGCGGAGAAGCUGAAAAAGCUUUUCCAUGCGAAGCUGAGGAAUGAGAUUAAGACGUCGCAGUUCAAGGCGGAGGAGAUGGAUUCUAGAGUAGUGGUAGAAGCAGCGGGAGGGAACAAGGAGGCGGACCUGAUCGUCCGGUUGCCGGGACAGCCGCUGGUGUCGUUCAAGCAGUACGGUGGGUAUAUUAAGGUGGACCCUUUGAACGACAGGAACAUGUAUUACUACUUUGCCGAGGCUCAGCACCCGGAGAAGGACCAAUUGCCUCUCGUUCUCUGGCUCAAUGGAGGCCCUGGAUGCUCGUCUUUGGGAUAUGGGGCAAUGACGGAGCUGGGACCAUUCAGGGUGGCUAGCGACGCCAAAACUCUCUACAGAAACAAAUAUGCUUGGAACAGGGCCGCAAAUGUAGUGUUUCUGGAGUCCCCGGCCGGGGUUGGGUUCUCGUACUCGAAUACAAGCACGGAUUACACAACUGGGGACGUGAAUACAUCGCUGGACAACUUGGUGUUUCUGCAGAAUUGGCUGCAGAGGUUCCCAGAAUAUAAAGGCCGUGAUUUCUACAUCGCCGGGGAGAGCUAUGCGGGUCACUACGUCCCUCAACUCGCUCGGAAUAUUCUUCUCAAUAACCUCAGAACCCACGACACUUCCAUCAACCUCAGGGGUAUUAUGAUCGGGAACGCGGUGAUACAUGAUGAGACAGACAACAUCGGGAUGUACGAUUACUACGCAAACCACGGCAUGGCGUCCCCGGAAUCGGUGGCUGCCGUUCACAAACACUGCAACUUUUCUUCCGAUUUCACCGACGACCAGACCGACCGAUGCAUUGCCGCCGACAGGGAUUUCAGCAUCGCCACCGCUCCCAUCUUUCCUUACAACAUCUACGCCGAAGACUGCCUGCUCUACAACGGCCCCACUGCCGCGCCCCUACCUUUCUCAAUUACGGAGUUUGAUGAGUGCAGCGCGUAUUACGUGGAGGAUUAUUUGAACCGGAAAGAGGUUCAGAAAGCAAUGCAUGCUAAUACCACCAACAUCCCCCGCCCAUGGACUGCUUGCAGUGACGUUGUUCAGUACAGAGAGGCUUCCACUUCGGUUCUCGGCGACAUCCACAACUUGUUGGCUAACAACGUCACCGUCUGGAUCUUCAGUGGUGACAUGGAUGGAAGGGUGCCCUUUACUUCCUCGCAGUACUCCAUCAAAGUUAUGAAGCCCACUAUUGAGACCAAAUUCCAUCCUUGGUACAUUGCUGGACAGGUCGGAGGAUACACGGAGACGUACAAAGGAGGGCUAACAUUUGCAACGGUGCGAGGGGCCGGGCAUGAAGUCCCAAGUUAUCAACCAUUGAGGGCACUUUCACUCUUCAUGCAUUUCAUUGGUGGCACGCCUUUACCAAACAGCAAAAGAUUUUAGAACACACGCCAUCUCUCAUCAAUUCAUCCUCACUUUCGUAUCGCAAUUGCAAUUAGUAUAUAGCUUUUACAGAACACCAUUCGGCAGUACGUUGCUCUAGCUUCCUUUAUUAGCUACACCAAUGUUUGCUGACCGAAUUCGUUAUUUUAUAUAUACUAGUUUUUUUGGCCCGCGCUUCGCAUCGGCAGGAAACUAAUUAUAUUCCAAACUUCAUCCACUUAUUUAGUGAUUUA
This is a messenger RNA of Linum tenue, 1856 nucleotides long. NCBI's taxonomy places the organism in Eukaryota, Viridiplantae, Streptophyta, Magnoliopsida, Malpighiales, Linaceae. The record is from the annotation of a GenBank genome assembly.